GGAGAUUAAUUGUCUCUGCUGCGCUUUUCCCAUCCUAGCCUUCUCUCCUCAAAGGCUGUACUUCAGCAUAAUUCACCUGUUUCUUUCGGUUCCAAAUCGAUCAUUUCUGGGAGACCAAGCCUUUGCUGUUUUUGCGCUAGUGAGGAAGUCAUCAUGAUUCCACGUUCAUUGUGUAUCACGCUUAAUGCCAUCUUUGCGAUCGUUCUGUUGCGUUUUGAGUACGUUCUUGGAACCUGCAUAGAGCGCGACGAACAAUUGCAAAAGUAUCUUACGUCUUCCAAUUCUUCUUUUAGCAAUUAUUUUAACAUAUCGAAGGCUGUGUAUCCUUCUGUGGAUCUCCCAUCUUUGCUGAUCGACAUCACGGUGAAAUUCCUGAAGACAGCUGGCGAAAAGUCAGACGGAAGUAACAAUCUGUCAACGACAUUGAAGACCGAGUUUACGUGGAGUAUGUCGUGCUUGUACGUCAGCGGAGGAAUUAGCCUGACCUCCAUGAACUUGUUUUCCCUGGGAGCGAUUUAUCCAAACAGAAGAGGAAGUAAAUUGCACAUAACACUGCCACAAUUUUGCAAUAGCUCUACCGUCGACAUUCAAGAAAAAAUGAUAUACUUCCUUUCCACGUUGCAGGAUGUGGCAGUCAUUCCAUCAGUUUCCGAUCCAAGAUUGAACACGGUUGAGUGCGUGAUCCCAGGGCAUGGGAAAGCUCCACAGUUUUCUGGGGUAAAACAAUUGUUGCAUGGUGUGUGUUGGAGUUUACUGGUUAUCAGCCUUGCUAUGAGUACUUUGUCAUCACAGCUGAUAACAGUGAAGCUAAGGUCAUGGGGUGACGAAGAGGAUCAUCGGAGUAAGACUGCAGCAACUAUGUUUCUUUCUUUACUCCUUUUUCUAGGGGGACUUGCCUAUAAUCUAUACAUAUGCAUAUCCGCGACAAAAGUCGGAAAUAAACAAGAGAUCAGCUACGUCUGGGUGUUCUUUGGAUCUAUAUUGUUUGUGCUUUUCCGACGCUUGUUUUGGUGUAUGUUUGUAUAUGAGUGGAAGUGUUUUAGUGAGCGAAACUUAACCGGGGGCCACGGGGAAAUGACUACCAAAAACCUUUUUUCUGGCGUUGUACUUUAUCCAGCAGUAUUCAUUGUAUUUCAUCAUCUGCUGUGGAUUUUGCUGGGUAUGAUAACAGAACCAUUUUGGGGUUUUACUGUUUUAGUGGCUGUUAUUGCUCUUUGUGCCGUGCUUUUCUUCUCACUUUCGGAGCUGCAUCGUGUUUUUCCCGAAAAUUUUCUUUCCUGUGAAAACUGGAAAGAAAAAUUUAUAUUUUUCAUGUCUCUCUUUUUGAUCCUAGCCGUCCUUUCUGCAUUUGUGUUGUUUGUGGUAGUUCUGUUUAUGGUUGCACAGGUUUUUCUUAGCGAGAGUUUGAUUUCGACAUUGAUUCAGAAUACUUUGACGUUUGUUGUUACUGUAUGGUUUGGAUAUAUGAAUAUUCUUAAGGAAUCAAAUAAGGGAGUUGAAGAAGAAGGUAAAAAAAGGCCUGCAAGAGAGGAGGAAUUACCCUUGGAGGUACGCUAAUACAUCUUGAAAUGGUAUAAAAUCCCAUGCAGACUAGCAUCCUUUCCUACUCGCUUUAUACUUCAGAAACUGAUGAUAAUUACAGGUAGUUAGCAGACUUAACCCAUACCCUUAUCACUCUUUGUUGUCACAUUAAUUUAGGUACCUCUCCCUCAACUCCACUUAAUUUUUAUAUAAUAUUUUUAUAUUAUGAAGAACCGUUGUUUUAUCGCUUAAAUAUGGGUGUAAAACUGUGGAUCAAU
Molecule: messenger RNA, 1799 nt
Organism: Pocillopora verrucosa
Lineage: Eukaryota; Metazoa; Cnidaria; Anthozoa; Scleractinia; Pocilloporidae
Source: RefSeq, a predicted model, not a curated record